GAAUGUUGAGUGCUCCCUACGUACUACUUACAACUUUUUCGCUGGUUAACAUGCAAUAACAAUACUUUAAUACAGAUUUUUCGAGUUUUUUCGUUGGCCACACAGCCUAGCAUCACAAACUGGCGGGACUUGCUUUAUUCCAGAGGACCCAAUAGAUGACAUGUUUGCCAUGGAUGCGACUGCUACGACGAGGACGAUAGCGACGACGACGAAGACGAGAGCGUUGACAAGAAAAAAAGUACCUCGAAAAAGAAGUCGCGUGGAAGUCGGUUGGACGCAGAUGAUGAGGAUGAGGAGGCCACUAUUACAAUGAAAAAUUCCUUGUGUGCCUCCCCACCGCGGAAUUUGCAAAAUUUGUUGAUGCAUAAGGUUUUCAAAUGAAGAACUUUUCAUCUGUGCGUAACUAAAAGGACUACGACUCUUUCUGGUCGUGCAGAACCUAGACUGCGCAAGGUAAGUAUCUUUUGCAUAACAGAUCCGGCUGCUCCUGUUGGGCUUCUUUGCUGCAACACAAAUUUAAGCUAUUAAUUCUUUCAGCAUGGAAAAUUUGUGAUGUUGAUAUAUGCAGCAAGACGGGGAAUGUUCCCAUUGGAAAGGUUUGCAAUACAAAUGCUGCCAAGUUCUUCUGGGGUGGGGGUAUUUUUCACUGUAAUAGCCCGAAAACUGAGAAAAUAUCGCGCAAGACUCAUCGGGGACGCGUGCAGGACUCUGGAUUUGGACCACGAUUGCAGCGCCUUCGGACUCACACCGGACGUUGAGGAAUGCAAGACCCAGCACCAGUUUUGCGAAGAGAUAAAACACAAGAUACGAAAAGCAGCGACAAAGGCUCGAUUCAAGUGCCACCCGGAUAAAUGGGAUAAUUUGGUGGCACAAGGCAAAGAGAAUGAAACCGAAUGCCUCAUCAACAAAUCGGCAUACAAAGAAAAAGGGGACGCCGCGAUGCAGAAGCCGCGGCAGGCCGUCUCAAAGGAGGAGGUGGUUGCGCAAUUCCACGAGAUCAUGAAGGCCAGAGAUACACUACUUUUGCUUGAUUGAGCAGCUACGGAAGAACAUCAGGCGUGAAAUUGUGGUGCCAGGCAAGGCUUAUUUGCCUGGCUUGAAGCUGUGUUAUUUCCUUCUAGUUGUCAGGUCACUUUUUUUUUUUACGCUAAUUACCCUAGUAACAAUUUUUUGAUGCAGCAGCUCUUUAGCUGUAGGAUCGAUCAUCACGAUCAUUUUUUAUACCCGAGAUACCUACCACCAUUACCAUUUACUUUCUGAUUGUGGUAUGCGAAACCAAUAUUUGUUCAGUAUGC
Messenger RNA from Amoebophrya sp. A120, 1295 nucleotides. Lineage: Eukaryota; Dinophyceae; Syndiniales; Amoebophryaceae. The record is from the annotation of a GenBank genome assembly.